AUGACCAGAAGCAAGCACUCGAAGAACAGACAGCAGGCAAAGAAAGCGGCCGCAAAGUCCAAGAGUUCUCAGAAGAGCCCCUCUGUGGAAACGGUGGUAUUGGAUACACGCACUGAACAAGCCAACCCCAAUGCAUGCAGCGUGAGUGAUAAGAAUCGCCCGGUCCCCAGUGGCUAUGUGCCCAGGGCAACGAACGACGACGAGUGCAUUGUGUCGGAAAUUGUCUCGCUGUCGGAAAACGUCUUGCAUGAGAUUGUUCAAGCGCUGAAAGAGGACUAUGGUCUGGCAGACGAGGCGAGUAUCGAUCCUACGAUAGGCAGUGACGCGGGCGUUAUUGGGCAGGAUGAUGAGCUAAUCGACGAAUUGGCCGCAAAGGACAGGGCGCGGAAUGUAUCACCCGAGAGCUCUAGAGGACAGCAGAGGCAGAUGAGCUACAACGAAAUGGUCAGAGAAAACGCGAGGCUGCAAGCAAUGGUUAUAGAGCGGGAUUACAACAUCAUGCGGCUCCAGUAUCUGGUGUCAGCACAGCAGCAGGAAAUACACAUGGCACACAGCCAAAUAGCACAGCGCGACGCAUACAUGGUCAACGAGAUCCGGCAUCUGGCGAGUCGCCUACCAGUGCCAUCGGACGUGCAUAUGCUUCUCCAGGGGCUUCAGCGCCAGUACGCUCUGCGCGAAGAGCACUUUGCAUCAGUUGAAAAGGUGCUGAAGCUGGAGGCACAUUUGUGGCAAGAAAAGUUCAUCAUAGCCGAAAAUCGUGACUUGGCCAACGCAGAGGCAAUUCACAAACUUACUGAGAGCGCAGACACACGGUGUGCCGAGGUGCACAGGCUGAAGACUGAAAUCGCCUUGUAUAAGCAACAGGGCAUGGUCGCCAAGCAACGGCUUGAGCACUGUGUCCUGUUAUUGGAAACGCUGGUUGGCUGUAAUAAGGAUAGGCAGGAGAUGGACACUGUUCGUAUCAAGGAGCUGAUGGCCGAUGUUGAGGAUCUGUCCAACAUUAAGACAUCGAUGAUGGACUAUGCGCGCACAGCCAUGAUGAAGAGCCACAAGCUCGAGGAUUUGUGCCGGGCACUGCAGAUGCAGCGGAAUGAGUAUUUGCAGAAACAGAAACACGAGAAUCUGACUAGCACUGCUACCGCUGCAUCCUCAGCUGCCGCUACAUCUAUUGUUGCUGUUGCGUCUUCUGCUGUUGCUGCUGCGCCCCUAGCUACCGCUGCAUCGUCUUCUGAUGUGUCUCCGUCUUAUGAUGCCUCCUUGUCUGCAUCUUCUGCUGCCGCUGCAUCAUCUACUACCGCUGCACCCAUUUCUGCACCAAUUCUCACAACCACUCCUGCAUCAAUUCCUGCAUCUUCUUCGCCUGUGUCUGUGUCUGUAUCAGGUUGGAACCCGUUGACGCCAUCGGGCAAAACCCGUGCCUUUGACUACCAUUUUGAGUCAGAGGGGCCGGUGGUCGACUUGGAGCCGCUUAUGUCGCAGAUUCUGGCAGAGCACUCUCUCGGCAACUCGCCCCACCAGUGCGUCGUUGUGGGCCAGUCGCCACGUGUCAUUCGAAUGCCUCGUCGCCUUCAUUCCUCGACCAAACCCGCCUCUGACAGCACUGCGCUGUUGCCCACGUCUGACGUGUUCCUUGACGUCAAUGAUGGCGGUGGCGACAAGGACUCAGCGUCGCAAAGCCAAUCGAUCAGCCCACUAUUCGUCACAGCAUAUUCGACAGCAUUUACGUUUUCGUCUCCAUAA
Molecule: messenger RNA, 1740 nt
Organism: Kickxella alabastrina
Lineage: Eukaryota; Fungi; Kickxellomycota; Kickxellomycetes; Kickxellales; Kickxellaceae
Exons: 2
Coding region: 1-1740 (579 amino acids)
Source: RefSeq, a predicted model, not a curated record